Penicillium atrosanguineum is the source of this 870-nucleotide messenger RNA. Its product is annotated as putative acyl-CoA:6-aminopenicillanic-acid-acyltransferase. The record is from RefSeq and is a predicted model, not a curated record. Lineage: Eukaryota; Fungi; Ascomycota; Eurotiomycetes; Eurotiales; Aspergillaceae. Bases 1 to 870 code for a protein of 289 amino acids. The transcript has a single exon.
AUGGAAGGAAUCGCUGAAGGAGCGGGGCUCGACUUACUUGACAUCCUGGCUCUGAACUGUCGCAGCGAGAUCGCCUUGGGCAAGUUCUCGGAUGGCUGCACAACUUUGAGCUGGAAGAAGAACGAUAACGCACGAGUUCUAUCUCAGAACUGGGACUGGACCAAGACAGUGAGCAAAAACUUGGCCAUGGUCUCCAUCGAGCAGCCCGGAAAGCCUACGAUCUACAUGGUGACCGAGGCAGGCAUCGUGGGUAAGAUUGGGUUCAAUACCGCCGGAGUUGGAGCCUGUCUGAAUGCGAUCCGUGCCAAACCGAUGAUUAGCAGCAAAAUCCCGAUCCAUGUCGCUCUCCGUCUAUGUCUUGAGAGUGACUCGGCAGAAGCUGCGGUGAAGACUCUCGAAUUGAUCGGCGGAGUUGCCUCGGCCCAGCACAUCUUGAUUGCUGAUAGUACCACGGCGUUGGGACUUGAGCUAUCGCCGGUGGGUAAUAAGUACAUCCCCGAAGAUGCAUCGGGUAUUGUCGGUCAUACCAACCACUUUAUUGAGAACCGAUAUGUGGAUGAGCCCCCGUGGCUGUCGGGAUCUCCGAUUCGCCUCAGGCGGUUGGGUGAACUGACGCAGGGACUGAUCGCGAAUGGCGUCGAGGGGGAUGCUAUCACGCCAUCUUUGCUAAGAGAACGGGUUUUCUCAGAUACAUUCAAUGCUCCACAGUCGAUUUGCUGCGAAGAGGAUCCAUCGCGCGAUAUUUCGAACCGAAGCAGCUCCUUGUUCAACAUCGUGAUGAAUCUGGACGCGAAGAAUGUCAGCGCCGAAGUGGUCUUUGGUCGCGUGGGAUCUGGGGAAGAGGGGCCCGUUUUGAAGAUGCCGUGGUAG